AUGACGACUCCACAGGACAUCAGACUUGAGUACUUGGAGCAAAUUGCUACCAUGCUUCUCAAGUUCAAGCCAGACAAGUGGAGUAAGUUGGUUGGAGCAGAGGAGAACAUGACCUUGUUCACAGAAUUCUUUGAAAAGCCUGACAUCCCCGUGCUGGUGCUCACUCUCAAUGUCGCCGGCAUGCUCGUCCCCUGCCUUGGCUUCCCCGAGUCCCUCAAGAGCAAAGGGGUUUACUUUAUCAAGUCGAAGCCGGAAAAUAUCAACAAGGACAAUUACAAGACCCGCCUCCUCUAUGGGGACAUCAGCCCUGCACCCGUGGACCAGUUGAUUGCCGUUGUGGAAGAGGUCCUCUACUCUCUGCUAAACCAAAAAGAGAACAUGGAUGGAUGGCCCCAGGUGGUCUCCGAAGACAUUGUCAAGCAGGUCCACAAGCUGAAGAAUGAGAUGUUUGUGAUGGGGGGCAAGAUCAAGGGGAAAACACUGCUACCCAUCCCAGAGCACCUGGGGAGCCUGGACGGCACGCUGGAGUCCAUGCAGAGGAUCCCCUCUUCCCUGGACAACUCGCUACUACACGCCAUCGAGACCAUCAUUAUUGACUGGUCCCACCAAAUCCGGGACGUUCUGAGCAAAGACUCUGCCCAGGCCUUGCUGGAUGGGCUGCACCCCCUGCCCCGGGUCGAGUUCGAGUUCUGGGACACCCGGCUGAUGAAUCUUCAGUGCAUUCACGAACAGCUAAACAGACCCAAAGUGAACAAGAUAGUUGAGAUCCUGGAAAAAGCCAAAAGCUGCUACUGGCCAGCCCUGCAAAACGUUUACACGAAUGUCACUGAAGGGCUGAAGGAAGCCAAUGAUGUCGUUCUCUACCUGAUGCCCCUGCGUAUCUUGUUAGAAGAGACGGAACAGGCUGACUUCACGUCGCUCCCCACCUUCAUCGCCAAGGUGCUGGACACCAUCUGCUUCAUCUGGGCCACCUCUGAGCACUACAACACGCCCUCCAGGGUCAUCGUCAUCCUGCAGGAAUUCUGCAACCAGAUCAUCGAGAUGACUCGAUCCUUCCUGAGCCCAGAGGAAGUGCUGAAAGGCUUGCAGGGCGAAAUUGAGGAGGUCCUUAAUAACAUCUCACUGUCUGUGAACGUCCUGAAGGAGCUCUUCCGGGCCUACGACUUCUGCUGCAAAAACAUGAAGCUUUUCUUCAAGGACAAGGAAAUUGUACCAUGGGAGUUUCCUUCUUCCCUGGCGUUCUCCAGAAUGAACUCCUUCUUCCACCGAGUGCAGACCAUCGAGGAGCUUUAUAAAACUGCUGUUGAGUUUCUGAAGCUGGAGAAAAUCGAGAUGGGGGGAAUUCGAGGCAAUGUCCUCGGGAACCUGGUGACGCAGAUUUACGACGAGGUCUUCGAGCGGGUGAAGGUCUUUGCUGAGUGCAAAUAUGACCCUCUGGACCCCGGAGACUUGAGUUUUGACAAUGAUUACACUGACUUUGAGAUCAAAAUUCAAGAUCUGGACAGGCGGCUGGCCACGAUCUUCUGCCAAGCCUUCGAUGACUGCAACUCCAUCGAGUCCUCAGCAAAGCUCUUGUACAUGUGUGGAGGCCUACUGGAGCGGCCUCUGAUUCUUGCCGAGGUGGUGCCCAGGUACUCAGUCAUGCUGGAACUGCUCGAUAAGGAGCUGGACAAUGCCAAGCUCUUGUACGAUGCCCAGAUGGCAGCCUCUGCAGUGGGCACCAUCCCACCAAUCCACAAAAACAUGCCCCCCGUGGCCGGGCAGCUCAAGUGGAGCCUGGAGCUGCAGGAGAGGCUGGAGGUGUCCAUGAAGCACCUGAAGUACAUUGAGCACCCGGUCAUGUCCAGUGAGGAGGCCAAGCUGACCUACCAGAAAUACGAUGAGAUGAUGGAGCUACUGAAAAACUACCGCAAGAAGAUCUACCAGCAGUGGGUGGAGAGAGUAGACGAGGACUGCCAUUUCAACCUGGGCCAGCCAUUGAUCCAGCGGGAUACCAUCACCGGCCUCAUCCAAGUCAACUUCAGCAAGGCGCUGGUGGCAGUCCUGAGAGAAGUCAAGUACUUGAAUUUCCAGCAGCAAAAAGAGAUUCCAGGCAGUGCAGAGAGUCUGUUCUCAGAGAACGAAACCUUCCGGAAAUUUGUGGGCAACUUGGAACUCAUCGUUGGCUGGUAUAAUGAGAUAAAGAGAACUGUGAUGGACGUCGAAUUUCCACUAAUAAAGUCAGAAUUAGAAGAGAUCGAUGUCAAAUUAUUAAGUGCAGAAACAACCUUGUUCUGGAAUGGUGAAGGUGUGUUUCAGUAUAUUCAAGAGAUGCGAGAAAUCCUACAUAACUUGCAGAACAGAAUACAGAAAGCCAAGCAAAAUGUAGAAGGGAUCACCCAGGCCAUGAGGGACUGGUCAGCCAACCCCUUGUUUGAAAGGAAGGACAACAAAAAGGACGCCCUGUUGGACUUGGAUGGAAGGAUGGUCAACCUGAACAAGCGCUACACAGCUGUCAAGGAGGCUGGUGUGAAGAUCCAAGCCAUGGUGGCGGAAAACGCGGAGCUGGUCAGAGCAGAUACAACCAGCCUGCCUUGGACGGACUAUGUUAACUACAUCGACAACGUGGUCUUAGACGAAUUUGACCAUUUCAUCCGCAAAUCUCUAAACUACCUAACAAACAACAUGGUUAUGGAUGAGAGCGUGGCACCACUGUUUGAGAUCCGUAUGGAGCUAGACGAGGAGGGGCUGACCUUCAACCCGUCGUUGGAGAUGGGAUUGGAGGAGGGCUUCCUGGGGCUGAUCGAAGGCCUGGUCAAUGACCUCUACAAUGUGGCCAGGCUCAUACCCAGGCUGGCCAAGGGCAGAGUGAGCUACAAGACAGACCUGGAAGACAUGACAGACCUCAUGGAGAUGAAGGAAGAAGUGUCCAGCCUGGUGGUCAACGCCAUGAAGGAGGCUGAGGAGCACCAGGACUCCUUUGAGAGAUACUCCUAUCUCUGGAUGGAUGACCUCCAGGAGUUCAUGAAGAAUUUCCUGAUCUUUGGGCAUGCGCCCACCGUGGAGGAAUUGGACACCCGGACAGAUGAGACCAUCCCCAAGACGCCACCUACCCUCAAUCAGUUUCAGCAGCAGAUCGACUCCUAUGAGAAGCUGUACGAGGAGGUGUCCAAGUGUGAGAACACCAAGGUGUUCAACGGCUGGCUGCAGUGUGACUGCCGCCCCUUCAAACAGGCCCUGCUUAACACCAUCAAGCGCUGGAGUUUCAUGUUCAAGCGCUACCUGAGUGACCAUGUCAUCAACAGUCUGGCUGACCUGGAAGCAUUCAUGAAAGUCGCCCGGAUGGGCCUAACGAAGCACCUCAAGGAGGGUGACUAUGAUGGCCUCGUGGAAGUCAUGGGGCACUUGAUGAAGGUCAAGGAGAGGCAGGCAUCAACCGACAGCAUGUUCGAGCCUUUGAAGCAAACCAUUGAGCUGCUCAAGACCUAUGGGGAGGAGAUGCCAGAGGAAAUCUACCUGAAGCUGCAGGAGCUGCCGGAGCAGUGGACAAACACCAAGAAGCUGGCCAUGCAGGUGAAGCAGAACGUGAUCCCCCUCCAGGCCAACGAGGUCAGCACCCUACGACGAAAGUGCCAGCAAUUCGAGCUGAAGCAGCACGAGUUCAGGGAGAAGUUCAGACAAGAAGCCCCGUUCUCCUUCAGCAGCUCCGAGCCCUACAAGUCGCUCAAUAAGCAACAAAAGAGCAUCACGAACAUGGAGGCUGUCAUGGAGGCACUGUGCAAGUCCGGGAGCCUGUUCGAGGUCGCGGUCCCAGACUACAAGCAGCUGAAAGCUUGCCACAAGGAGGUCCGCCUGCUGAAGGAACUCUGGGACAUGAUCAUGAUGGUCAACACCAGCAUCGAUGACUGGAAGACCACCAAGUGGAAAGACAUCAACGUGGAGCAAAUGGACAUAGACUUCAAAAAAUUCGCCAAGGACGUGAGGUCUUUGGACAAAGAGAUGAAGGCCUGGGACGCCUUCGUGGGGCUUGACAACACCGUGAGAAACAUAAUCACGUCCUUGCGUGCCGUGAGCGAGCUGCAAAACCCCGCCAUCCGGGACCGCCACUGGCAACAGCUCAUGCAGGCCACCCAGGUGAAGUUUGAAAUGUCGGAAGAUACCACUCUGGCAGACCUCCUGCAGCUGAACCUCCACAAGUACGAGGACGAGGUCCGUAGCAUUGUGGACAAGGCCGUGAAGGAGUCUGGGAUGGAGAAGGUGCUGAAAGCCCUGGACAGCACCUGGAGCACCAUGGAAUUUGAGCACGAGCUGCACCCUCGGACAGGAAUCAUGGUGCUCAAGUCGGACGAGGUGCUGGUGGAGACUCUGGAGGACAACCAGGUGCAGCUGCAGAAUCUGAUGAUGUCCAAGUACUUGUCCUAUUUCCUGAAGGAGGUGACGAGCUGGCAGCAGAAGCUGUCCACCGCAGACUCCGUCAUCUCCAUCUGGUUUGAGGUCCAGAGAACCUGGACCCACCUGGAGAGCAUCUUCAUUGGCUCUGAAGACAUCCGAGCCCAGCUCCCCGAAGACUCUAAGCGCUUCGACGACAUUGACCAGGAGUUCAAAGCCUUGAUGGCAGAUGCAGUGAAAACACCCAACGUGGUGGAAGCCACCAACAAGCCGGGUCUCUAUGACAAACUGGAGGCGCUGAAGAAGAGCUUGGCCAUGUGUGAAAAGGCUUUGGCAGAACAUUUAGAGACCAAAAGACUGGCUUUCCCAAGAUUCUAUUUUGUCUCCUCGGCUGACCUUCUGGAUAUCCUGUCCAAUGGAAAUGACCCCGUGGAGGUGAGCCGCCACCUGUCCAAACUCUUUGACAGCCUGUGUAAGCUGAAGUUCCGCCUGGAUGCCAACCAGAAGCCACUCAAGGUUGGCAUCGGGAUGUACAGCAAGGAGGACGAGUAUGUGCACUUUGAUCAGGAAUGUGACCUCUCUGGUCAGGUGGAAGUCUGGCUGAAUCGAGUGCUGGACCGAAUGUGCGCCACGCUCCGACACGAAAUUCCCGAAGCCGUGGUGACAUACGAGGAGAAGCUGAGGGAGCAGUGGAUCUUCGAUUACCCGGCCCAGAUUGCGCUCACGUGCACCCAAAUCUGGUGGACCACUGAAGUGGGUCUGGCGUUCGCACGGCUGGAGGAAGGAUAUGAAAACUCCAUCAAAGACUACAACAAAAAGCAGAUCGGCCAGCUGAACGCGCUCAUCACUCUGCUCAUUGGAAACCUGAGUGCUGGCGACAGGAUGAAAAUCAUGACCAUCUGCACUAUCGAUGUGCACGCUCGAGAUGUGGUGGCCAAAAUGAUCAUGGCCAAGGUGGAGAGUUCCCAGGCCUUUACCUGGCAGUCGCAGCUCCGGCAUCGCUGGGACGAAGAGAAGAAGCACUGCUUUGCCAACAUCUGUGACGCACAGAUCCAGUACUCCUAUGAGUAUCUGGGCAACACGCCCCGGCUUGUCAUCACCCCCCUCACAGACAGGUGCUACAUCACGCUGACCCAGUCCCUCCAUCUGAUCAUGGGUGGAGCCCCGGCAGGCCCUGCCGGCACAGGCAAGACAGAGACAACUAAGGACCUGGGCAGAGCUCUGGGCACCAUGGUGUAUGUCUUCAACUGCUCUGAGCAGAUGGACUACAAGUCCUGUGGAAACAUCUACAAGGGUCUGGCCCAGACUGGAGCCUGGGGCUGCUUUGAUGAGUUUAACCGGAUCUCAGUGGAGGUCCUGUCUGUGAUUGCUGUGCAGGUAAAAUGUGUCCAAGAUGCAAUUCGAACCAAGAAAAAGAAGUUUAACUUCCUGGGAGAGAUAAUAAGCCUCAUCCCCACUGUCGGCAUCUUCAUCACCAUGAACCCUGGCUAUGCCGGGCGCACAGAGCUGCCUGAGAACCUGAAGGCCCUGUUCAGGCCCUGUGCGAUGGUGGUCCCUGACUUCGAGCUGAUUUGUGAGAUCAUGCUGGUGGCUGAAGGCUUCUUGGAGGCCCGCCUGCUGGCCCGGAAAUUUAUCACGCUGUACACCUUGUGCAAAGAGCUGCUCUCCAGGCAGGACCAUUACGACUGGGGCUUGCGGGCCAUCAAGUCUGUGCUGGUGGUGGCCGGCUCCCUGAAGAGGGGUGACCCCACUCGGGCAGAGGACCAAGUGCUCAUGAGGGCGCUGAGGGACUUCAACAUCCCCAAGAUUGUGACCGACGACUUGCCCGUGUUCAUGGGGCUGAUCGGAGACCUCUUCCCGGCCCUGGACGUGCCUCGGAAGCGAGACCUGAAUUUUGAGAAGAUCAUCAAGCAGAGCAUCGUGGAGCUCAAGCUGCAGGCAGAGGACAGCUUUGUGCUCAAGGUCGUGCAGCUGGAGGAGCUGCUGCAGGUCCGGCACUCGGUGUUUGUCAUUGGCAACGCGGGAAGUGGCAAAUCCCAGGUACUCAGAUCCCUCAGUAAGACCUACCAGAACCUGAAGAGGAAGCCGGUGGCCGUGGACCUGGACCCCAAGGCUGUCACCUGUGACGAGCUCUUUGGUGUCAUCAACCCAGCGACCAGGGAAUGGAAAGAUGGCCUGUUCUCAACCAUCAUGCGGGAUCUAGCCAACAUCACUCACGAUGGCCCCAAGUGGAUCAUACUGGAUGGAGACAUUGAUCCUAUGUGGAUAGAGUCCCUCAACACUGUCAUGGAUGACAACAAGGUCCUCACCCUGGCCAGCAAUGAGCGAAUUCCCCUGAACCGCACUAUGAGGCUUGUGUUUGAGAUCAGCCACCUGAGGACAGCCACCCCAGCCACGGUCUCCAGAGCCGGCAUCCUCUACAUCAACCCGGCCGAUCUAGGGUGGAACCCGGUGGUGAGCAGCUGGAUCGAGAGGCGCAAGGUGCAGUCUGAAAAGGCCAACCUGACCAUCCUCUUCGACAAGUACCUGCCCAUGUGCCUGGACAAGCUGCGCAUGGGCUUCAAGAGGAUCACGCCAGUGCCCGAGAUCACGGUCGUCCAGAUGACCCUGUACCUGCUGGAGUGCCUCCUCACGGAGAAGAACACGCCGCCCGACUCCCCCAAGGAGCUUUACGAGCUCUACUUCGUGUUCGCCUGCUUCUGGGCUUUUGGAGGCGCCAUGUUCCAAGACCAGCUCAUUGAUUAUCGCGUGGAGUUCAGCAAAUGGUGGGUCAAUGAGUUUAAAACCAUCAAGUUCCCCUCGCAGGGAACCAUUUUUGACUACUACAUCGACCCUGAAACGAAGAAGUUCCUGCCGUGGACGGACAAAGUGCCCCGCUUCGAGCUGGAUCCAGACAUCCCACUGCAGGCCUCUCUGGUCCACACCACAGAAACCAUCCGUAUCCGGUACUUCAUUGACCUGCUCAUGGCAAAGUCGUGGCCGGUGAUGCUGGUGGGGAACGCGGGCACCGGCAAGUCCGUGUUGAUGGGGGACAAGCUGGAGAGCCUGAGCACGGACGACUACCUGGUGCAGGCCGUGCCCUUCAACUUCUACACCACUUCGGCCAUGCUGCAGGGGGUGCUGGAGAAGCCACUGGAGAAGAAGUCAGGAAGAAACUAUGGGCCACCUGGCACCAAGAAGUUGAUCUACUUUAUUGAUGACAUGAACAUGCCAGAGGUGGACAAGUACGGGACAGUGGCCCCGCACACCCUCAUUAGACAGCACAUGGACCACGGGCACUGGUAUGACAGGCAGAAACUGACACUAAAGGAUGUCCACAACUGUCAGUAUGUGGCUUGUAUGAACCCUACCUCUGGCUCCUUCACCGUUGACCCCAGACUGCAGCGCCACUUCUGCGUGUUCGCUGUCAGCUUCCCGGGCCAGGAGGCCCUCAUGACCAUCUACAGCACCAUCCUGACGCAGCACCUGUCCUUCCGCUCGGUCUCCAUGGCGUUGCAGAGGGUGAGCAACCAGCUGGUGGCCUCGGCCCUAGCCUUGCAUCAGAAAGUCGCAGCAACAUUUCUUCCCACAGCCAUUAAGUUUCAUUACAUCUUCAACCUCAGGGACCUCGCCAAUAUUUUCCAGGGCCUCUUAUUCUCCACAGCAGAGAUUCUGAAAGUCCCACUGGAUCUUGUCCGCCUUUGGCUGCACGAAGCCGAACGAGUGUAUGGUGACAAAAUGGUUGACAAAAAAGACCAAGAGACACUGCACAGAGUCACGGUGGCUUCCACCAAGAAAUUCUUUGAUGAUCUUGGUGAAGAACUCUUAUUUGCCAAACCAAACAUCUUCUGCCACUUUGCUCAAGGGAUUGGUGACCCCAAAUACUUCUCUGUGACUGACAUGGCUCAACUGAACAAGCUCCUGAUGGAUGUCCUGGACAGUUACAAUGAAGUCAACGCGGUCAUGAAUUUGGUGCUGUUUGAGGACGCCGUGUCUCACAUCUGCAGGAUUAACCGCAUCCUAGAGUCUCCUCGCGGGAAUGCCCUGCUGGUGGGUGUGGGUGGCAGCGGGAAGCAGAGCCUCUCUCGCCUGGCCGCCUAUAUCAGCGCGCUGGACGUGUUCCAGAUCACCCUCAAGAAGGGAUACGGGAUCCCGGACCUCAAGAUCGACCUGGCCGCUCAGUACAUAAAGGCAGCAGUGAAGAGUGUGCCCACGGUGUUCCUGAUGACAGACUCCCAGGUGGCCGAGGAGCAGUUCCUGGUGCUCAUCAAUGACCUGCUGGCCUCUGGGGAGAUCCCCGGGCUGUUCACCGAGGAUGAUGUGGAGAACAUCAUCUCCUCCAUGAGGUCACAGGUGAAGUCCCUCGGCAUGACCGACACUCGCGAGGCGUGCUGGAAAUUCUUCAUCGGGAAAGUGCGCAAGCAACUCAAGGUGAUUCUGUGUUUCUCCCCCGUGGGCUCUGUCCUGCGUGUACGAGCCAGGAAAUUCCCUGCUGUGGUCAACUGCACGGCCAUCAACUGGUUCCACGAGUGGCCAGAAGAUGCCUUGGUGUCCGUCAGCGCUCGCUUCCUGCAGGAAACCGAGGGCAUCCAGCCAGAAGUGAAGACCUCCAUCAGCCUCUUCAUGUCCUAUGUGCACACCACUGUCAACGAGAUGUCCAAGAUGUACCUGGCCACUGAGAGGCGCUACAAUUACACCACCCCUAAGACCUUCUUGGAGCAGAUCAAACUCUACCAGAACCUGCUGGCCAAGAAAAGAAUGGAGCUGGUUGCCAAAAUCGAGAGGCUGGAGAACGGGCUGAUGAAGCUGCAGAGCACAGCUUCCCAGGUGGAUGAUUUAAAGGCCACGCUGGCAAUUCAGGAGGCUGAGCUCAAGCAGAAGAAUGAAAACGCAGAUAAGCUGAUCCAGGUGGUCGGUGUGGAGACAGAGAAAGUCAGCAAAGAGAAAGCUGUUGCAGAUGAGGAAGAGAUCAAGGUGGAGGUCAUUAACAAGAAUGUCACUGAGAAACAAAAGGCUUGUGAAACGGACCUGGCCAAGGCAGAGCCAGCCCUACUGGCUGCACAGGAGGCUCUGGACACUCUGAAUAAGAACAACCUGACAGAGCUGAAGUCCUUUGGGUCACCUCCAGACGCCGUGGUCAAUGUCACAGCUGCUGUCAUGAUCCUGACGGCCCCCGGGGGCAAGAUCCCCAAGGACAAGAGCUGGAAGGCUGCGAAGAUCAUGAUGGGCAAGGUGGAUGCGUUUCUGGACUCCCUGAAGAAGUUUGACAAGGAGCACAUCCCCGAGGCCUGCCUGAAAGCCUUCAAGUGACCCUGAGUUCA
Castor canadensis (American beaver) is the source of this 9668-nucleotide messenger RNA. The record is from RefSeq and is a predicted model, not a curated record. NCBI's taxonomy places the organism in Eukaryota, Metazoa, Chordata, Mammalia, Rodentia, Castoridae.